AUGGGCUACCGCGAGUUCAAAGCCGAUCUGGCUGCCGCAAAAGGCAAAAAAUACGAUCGAAUCUCGCGCCUUCGCGGCGGUGACUCAGAUGGCGAGAUCACUUUCCUCUACGAGCACGAUGAGCCACUAUGCCAAAUCGAAAUCCAAGUCUUCAUUCAAGAUGUCGAAAACUACCCCAAUAGUCGCGCCGUGCUGCUAUUCACUGUCUCCGACGACGUUGACAAGGGUCUCGUCGACCGCCUCCAGAGAACGACACCUCACCUCGUCGAAAAGUCUAUCCACGGUGCCCUUACGGAAUUCUCGAGGCAGAUGGCCACUCCCAAUUGCGAACCACCCGCUGAAGAGCCCACUGAAGCCAUGUCCCCGGAUUCUGAAGACGAGCUCACCCCUUCAGUGCAGUCAGAGUCAUGGGGAUUGUCUGAAUUGGAGUCGGAUGAUGAUGAGGAGACAUUUCUCAAGAGUCACCGCCUCUCCUCGAAGACGAAGACGGAAGAUCAUGCACCAGUAGUCAUCCAGCAGAGAGACGCUACAGAACAGCAACGAAAAGACUUACUUCAAGCAAUGCAUCGUGGAUUUUCCAUCGGCGUCAAUGGCCGCCGCGAGGACCAGCUCGGCGACAUCUUUUCCUUGGCCGUAAAGGUCUCGGAGUUGGGACUGACAGAUAAUGGCCUCGCCUGGAGCUUGAAGCCCACCGACUACGUUGUGAUGCUCUUGAAAUUCCCCCAUGGUUACCCUUCGCCUUCGGAGUAUCAGAGCCUUCGUGGUAAGCAGUCAGUUGCCCUUGUUCGGUUUGGCAAAUGCUGCUCCGCGAAGCCGUCCAACGUCUCUGCCCAAGCAGCUUUUCACAACGAUGCAAAAGGCAAAGCCCCAGUACGUCAUACCGCCUAUGACUCGGCACCAUUCAUCCCACUAUAUCUCUUCAACUCCAUCACGAAGUCUCUCAAUGAAGACCUUCCGACCCUGUUGCAUACGCGGAGAGCCCAUGGGAUUUCGUGGAGCGCGGCGCAAAUCUUGCUUCACCGGGAAUCAGAAGGCUCUCAUGUUCGAGACGACGCAUACCGCUCCACCACAGUGGACCAUGUCGCCGAAUUGAAGGAUGAACGACCAUCGGCAACACCCACCCACUGGGUCUUAUCCCAGGACGACGCUCUGGUGGGCGAAGAACAGUUGAAUAUUCCCUUGGUGCUCAUGCAGUUUGCCCUUCAAAGCAUCAUCAAGAGUGGCAAGUUUUGUAUCAACUGCCAUGAGCACCUGGAGGAGGGUUUUGAGGCUAUGAAGCCGUAUGUCUGCUCACGCCCAUUAUGUCUCCACCAGUACUUUUCAUCCGGCCUUGGCCCAGGUAUCGAGCACGACAUACUCACGGCCCCUUACGUCGUCGAUCUGGUCAUCAGCUUCUUCUAUGCGGCGGUCAUGAGUCACCGUAUCCGCGAGUUGCCUAAAGGACUCGGGCUUAAGACGUUCCGCCCUGGCACUCCCGAAUCCCCGCGCCAGAAUCACGAAGCAACGGCCUGUUUUGUGACAAGGGCUGCAAAAUGUGACUUUGCUUAUCCAAGUUUCCAGAAGGGAGAGAGACUGUUGAUGGUUGUCAGGGAUGGGAAAUUCCUUGCCGGAAAGCCAAUCCUAUCAAGCCUUGCCGAGAGGCACCUGUGUGAGGUGACAAAAUUAAGCAUGCAUGGGUUCGAUUUCAAGAUCCUCCAGACCUGGACAGCAAAUUUGGGAGACUUGGUCGACUCUCAGGGUCAUAAGUCGCGGGAUCGGUCAUCACCGAAAAAAAUAUGGAAGAGUGUAUACGUGUACCGCUGCGUCAAUCAGUUCGAUGAUCUCAAUGAGAGUGAGCGUCAUGACGCGUUGCUAAUCAUGGCUUGUGGCAUCCCGCCUGUCACCAAAAUGCGAGAGUUUCUACAGGCAAAUCCCUCCCAGAAGUUGUCUUCUUGGUCUCGCCUUGACCAUCCGACUUAUAAACUACUGCAUUGGAUUGUCGCCUCCAACAGAUCACUCAUUGUGUACGAUGAUCACGGAAGAGACAUAGAAGUCCCAGGCGGCACCAAAGUCAUCGGGAUGGAGGAAGGUUGGAUGCAAUUCAGAUUCCUGCAGGGCUCCCCAGAGAAAGAAGUCAGAUUCAUGGAGCAGAUAGCGUCCGCGUUUCCCGAAGACCCAACAUCUCCCUCCACGGCGAUCCCGACCUUGUUCGCAUUCCAUGGCAGCCCACUGGGUAACUGGCACAGCAUCAUUCGAUCCAGUCUUGACCACACCCGGUCAGAGAACGGGCGGGCCUACGGCAGGGGUGUCUAUCUCAGCAACAAGUUCGAUACAAGCAUCCACUACUGUAGGCCCAAGAACGUCAUGGGUUUUAGCCCCAUGAUGGAUGAACACUGGCCGCGUUCAGUGCUGAAGGUUGCUUCUGCGAUUGCCAUUUGCGAAGUGAUCAAUCAGCCUGCUAAAUUUGUAUCUGUGAGCCCACACUAUGUGGUCGAGGAUAUUGAUUGGAUCCAAUGCAGAUAUCUCUUCGUCAAGGUUGGCGAGGCCGUGCCAAAGAUCGAUACCCCAAUCGUGUCUCAAAUUUCACCGGGCUAUAUCAGGCAGGAUCCUAUCCGGAAGCUUCGCGGAAAGCUGGAGAUUCUGAUCCCAGCAUCAGCAAUCCCUGUCUCACGGCUGAAGAUGUUCCCUCAUCUCACUGCUCGAAGUCUUCCAAGUGAAUGGACGAAUAAUUCAGGCUCCCAGAAGGAGAGUGAGCCUCUCCAAGGAGAAGACUUGGACGGCCUACUUUACUCAGCCGGCGACAUGAGCGAAUAG
Messenger RNA from Clonostachys rhizophaga, 2793 nucleotides. The record is from the annotation of a GenBank genome assembly. NCBI's taxonomy places the organism in Eukaryota, Fungi, Ascomycota, Sordariomycetes, Hypocreales, Bionectriaceae.